Thermothelomyces thermophilus ATCC 42464 is the source of this 969-nucleotide messenger RNA. RefSeq lists its product as uncharacterized. The coding region runs from base 201 to 893 and encodes 230 amino acids. The transcript is spliced from 2 exons. The record is from RefSeq and is a predicted model, not a curated record. NCBI's taxonomy places the organism in Eukaryota, Fungi, Ascomycota, Sordariomycetes, Sordariales, Chaetomiaceae.
AUAAAGGCGCUAUACUCUGUCUUUCCGAGUCGUCAACCACAUCACCUCAGCUGCUUUUCAUCAGUGCUUAUCGAACAAAUUCCCACUUGUCCCUUCAUUCAGAGCAUCGGAAUCACGGUCCGGGACUUGCUCCUUCUCCUGCAUACCUAAGAGACCCCUCGUCGUCCGCUCGCAACCUGCUCUACGUAAUUUACUUAAUCAUGCCUGUCAAUCAACGUACUCACAGCGGGAGCAACAGCCGUUCCAACAGUCCGCCCAAGACGACAACCCACACGAAACCUGGUACGGGAGGUGGCGCACGCCCUCCUCCGCCUCCACCUCCACCGGCUCCGGCUCCGAGGCCAGCUCGCAACAUUUCCAGGACCGUGGAGCCCCCGGAUGUUAAAGAUGCAGGACCUGCCGGCUAUCUCCUUUUAUCUCUUGCGAUAUUCAAUGGCUACCCGUUCAAGGACCACUGGGGCUUUUUCAUUCAUACGUCCGCUGCUUCUAAGAAAGGUAUCUUUCUGCACGCAGCUGGCGACGUGAGGCACGGAUUCACAUUUGAGAUCAAACGCAACCUCGACUUCACCAAGACCUCCCACGAACCAACGCUCAUCAAGCUUCAAUGGGUCGAAGGCAAAUACUUCAGCACUGACAUGUGGAACCGUGGGGAAUACGUCGUUGAAACUCCCGGCAGUCCCAAGUGCGGAUUCGAGACAAUCGCCAAGGGGGUUGCCCCGCCGGGCAAGACUCUGAAUGCUGUUGACGACCUGGCUCCGAGUGCGACGAAUCCGCCCCAAAGAAUCACGCAGGAGAACUGCCAGACUUGGGUCGUUAAGGCUUCCGCGAAACUCUGCGAAAAGGAAGUCUUGAGUCGGGAUGUUGUGAACUACCUCCAGCAAAUUAAGCAGUAGAGCACAUUCGUUGGAAAUAGUCGGAAGAGAAGCCCAUGGCGGGACCAUGGUAUCGAAUAUUGGGUAUAGAUUCCCU